Messenger RNA from Erigeron canadensis, 965 nucleotides. Its product is annotated as PRA1 family protein F3-like. Lineage: Eukaryota; Viridiplantae; Streptophyta; Magnoliopsida; Asterales; Asteraceae. Gene Ontology annotation, cellular component: Golgi apparatus; endoplasmic reticulum. Gene Ontology annotation, biological process: vesicle-mediated transport. The record is from RefSeq and is a predicted model, not a curated record. Bases 102 to 656 code for a protein of 184 amino acids. The transcript has a single exon.
CCACGUUCCCUUCUUCAUUCCAUCUAAAACGUCCCCUUCUUCUCAUUUACACUCCAAAACACUUGCAACCCUUUGCACCCAUUUCCUAAUUUCCGGCCAACAUGUCGGCAACAUACGGCACGAUUCCAACGUCAACCGAUACUGGCUCCAAGGUUGAGUUCUUAUCUCGUGCAAAAGAACGAAUAACAACCGGCCUUGGAGUACAAAGGUCAUGGAAAGAAAUGUUCAACAUACAUUCAAUAAAUUUCCCUCGUGCAUUCUCUGAUGCAACUUCACGAGUCAAAACGAAUAUAGGAUAUUUUCGUAUGAAUUACGCUAUUAUAGUACUUGCAGUUCUGUUUUUAAGUUUGUUAUGGCACCCUAUAUCUUUGAUUGUAUUUAUUGUCUUGAUGGCGGGUUGGUUGUUUCUUUACUUUUUACGUGACGAACCUCUAGUGAUAUUUCGUUACACGAUUGAUGAUCGUGUGGUUUUGGGGGUUUUGGCAGUAUUUACAAUUGGCUUGUUGUUGUUAACUGGUGCGACUUUGAACAUUAUUAUAUCGGUUUUGGUUGGAAUUGUGGUUGUUUUGGUACAUGCUCUUCUUAGAAAGACGGAUAAUUUGUGUUUAGACGAAGAUGGCGUCGAGGCAGGCGGAUUCUUGGAGGCUUCAUCAUAGAAGAAGAUGGAAUCGAGGGUGUCAGGUGUUUGAGAUUUGAUUAUUCGGAACUGAAAUCUUAUUUUAAAGCGUUUAUCUGCUUAGAAAAUAAGUUAUCUAUUCAGAAAAUCCAAUUCUUAUAAGCACUUUCAGACAUUUCUAAGGCCAUCUUCAUAUUGAUUAAUGUUUGUUAAACAUAUGUUAUAGUGAUGAGUUAUUGAUUUAUGAAUUGCUAAUGUGAUGCCAUCACAGAUGUUGCUAGGUGUUUUUUAAACGAAUUUCUUUUGUAAUUCAUGUUUUGUCUAUAUGAAAUUCAGUUAGUGUGCCGGA